Ectocarpus sp. CCAP 1310/34 is the source of this 300-nucleotide messenger RNA. Lineage: Eukaryota; Phaeophyceae; Ectocarpales; Ectocarpaceae. The record is from the annotation of a GenBank genome assembly.
AUGACCCCAUCAUUGUCGCGUGGAGGCACGGAUGCCCCAGGCGCCAGAGGGAGCCGCCGCGACCUUUACCUCAUGGACAAAUUGUAUCCCGAGAAUCCCAACCUGGCCGCCACGGCUGGCUCUGCUACUGCUUCCGUUGCUGCUGGAGCUAGAGGUGCGCAACGGCAUCAAGGGUCUAUUGGGUACCCUAUGCCGGGAGACGUCAGGGAUGACACGCGCUCACCUCCUCCACAGUACGGUAACGCUGCGACGGGAUUUCAUGGGCAGGUGCCCGGUAUAGUGCAGGUCCUGUACUUUUGA